ACCUGCCGCCGGGCGGGCGGGGAGCAGCGGCGGGAGCAGCGGGGCCGCGGGGAGCUGCCGGGCCGAGCGCCGGGGACGUGACUCUUUCUGGGACCCAGUUGCCUCCACGGGGCGGUGAGGAAGGGAGACAGCUGCCGAAGGCCCGCACUGAGCAGCAAGGCAGGGCAAUGGAGGGCGAGGCAGCACUGAACGGCCAUGCCACCCCCGUCGCUCACCACGAAGACGUGCCAGGAGCAAACGACUUCUGCCAGGACAUACAGACUUGCAAACAGAAACAAGCGGCUGGCAGGGAAGUGACAGGGAUGGACACUGCCAGUGAGCCCCUGGAGGUGGCUGGCAGCAUUGCUGGAGUAUAUGUAGAGGCUUCAAAGAAGAUAUUGAGCUUUUAUGAUGCCACCAGAGAGCAUCUUCUGGGUUUGGAUCCAGCGCUCUAUCUCCUCGAGGCCCAGGCAGCUACUGGCUUCAUCACUGACCCUGUGAAGAGCAGGCGUGUGUCUGUAGCAGAAGCAGUGCACCUGGGGCUGGUGGGGCUGGAGCUGAAAGAGAGGCUGCUCUCCGCAGAAAAAGCUGCCACUGGCUUCGUGGACCCUUAUACAGAAGAGAAAAUCUCCCUGUACCAGGCAAUCCAGAAGGACCUGAUUGGGAGAGAGCAAGGCAUCCGGCUGCUAGAGGCCCAGAUUGCAACUGGAGGCAUCAUUGACCCAGCCACUGGCCACCGGGUCCCGGUAGAUGUUGCCUGUGAGAGGGGAUAUUUAGAUGAAGAGAUGAGCCAGCUCCUCUCUGACCCCAGCAAUGAGGACAGCAGAGGGUUCCUUGACCCCAGCACUAUGGAGAGGGUCACCUACCUGGAGCUUAUAGAGAGGUGUGUUACUGAGCCGACCUCGGGCUUCCUCCUCUUGCCUCUGAAGAUCACGUUUCCCGGGUUGGGAGGAAGGGUGAGCAGCAGAGAGCUGAUGGACUCUGGCAUCAUCAGCUCUGACGUGUUCAGAGGUCUUGAGGAGGGAAGAGUUUCUGUCCAGGAGGUAGCGGAGAAUGACUCUGUUCAGCAGUUCCUACAUGGGACAAGGAGUGUAGCUGGUGUUGUUGUUUUGCCCUCCAGUGAGCGGAAAAGCCUUUACCAAGCACUGAGAGAGCAUCUCCUUGUGCCUGGUGCUGCUCUGAUGCUCCUACAAGUCCAGGCCUCCACUGGCAGCCUGACAGACCCCAUAAAGAACAAAAGUUUCUCCGUCGAUGAGGCUGUCAAGACUGGUCUCGUUGGCCCAGAGCUUUACGAGAAACUGUCUUCAGCGGAGAGAGCCAUCACUGGGUACAGGGACCCCUGCACUGGGGAGAGGCUCUCUCUGUUCCAAGCCAUCAGGAAGGGCUUCAUUCCCAGGGACCAUGGCAUUUGCCUUCUGGAGGCUCAGAUGGCCACGGGGGGUAUCAUCGCUCCAGGCAGGCACCUCCGUGUCCCCACAGACACAGCUUGCAAGUGGGGAUACCUGGACGAGGCCACGAGGCAGCUCCUCUCCAGUCCUACUGAUGACGUGAAAGGGUUCUUCGACCCCAGCUCCAAAGAGAAGCUGACCUAUGCAGAGCUGCUCAGGAGAUGUGUCACUGAUCCGGACACGGGGCUCCUGCUGCUGCCCCUUUGCGGAGACAGUGGAGAGGAGCCCAAGGGAAACCACCUCUUCAUCGACCACAGGACCCAAGCAGCUCUGGAGAGCACAGAGGUACCCGUCGCUUUAGGUAAAUUCAAGGGAAAGCCAGUCUCUCUCUGGAAACUCCUCUUCUCAGACUCCAUGCCAAGUGAGCAAAGAGCCGCUCUCACCCGGCAGUACUGUGCAGGAGCACUCUCCAUGCAAGAACUGGCUAAGAUGGUCAGUGCUGCUGUUGAGGAAAUGGCUUCCACUGCUAAUGUCACCUUUGAAGGCCUGAGGGACAGGGUUACAGCUGACCAGCUCCUGAGCUCUGAAAUUAUCAACAAAGAUUUAUUUAGGAAACUGAAGAAAGGAGAAACAUCAGCCAAAGAAGUUGUCAGCAUGGACACAGUCAAGAAAUACCUGGAAGGGACAGGCAGCAUUGGUGGCCUACUGCUUCCUGACUCCCAGGAGAAGAUCAGCAUCUACCAGGCAAAGAGGAAAGGGCUUCUAAGGCCAGGAACAUCACUGAUCCUCCUGGAGGCACAGGCUGCCACUGGCUUUAUCAUUGAUCCAGCUGCCAACAAAAGGUAUUCUGUGGAUGAGGCUUUAAGAGCAGGUGUCAUUGGCCCAGAUGUUUAUGACAAGCUGCUGACUGCUGAGAAAUCAGUCACUGGCUACAGAGAUCCUUACUCAGGGAGCAAGAUCUCCCUCUUCCAGGCCAUGAAGAAAGAGUUCAUCGUGAAGGAGCAUGCUAUCCGUCUGCUCGAGGCCCAGAUCGCCACCGGCGGCAUCAUCGACCCUGUCAACAGCCACCGCAUCCCCGUGGAGGUGGCCUACAAGCGGGGCUACUUUGACAAGAAGAUGAACUUGAUCCUUUCUGACCCUAGUGAUGACACGAAAGGCUUCUUCGACCCCAACACGCACGAGAACCUCACAUACCUGCAGCUGAAGGAGAAGUGCAUCAUGGAGCCGUCUACCGGGCUCUGCCUCCUCCCUCUGAACAGCAAGAAGCGUCAGUUCAUCGACGAAGCCACCAGACGGGCGUUCGGGAACUCCUGGCUGCGCGUCAGGUUUGGGCGGUUACGGGGCGAGAGAGUUUCUGUGUGGGACCUGCUGAACUCCGAGUACUUCAGUGAGGGGAAGCGUCGAGAAAUAUUCAAUCACUACCAGCUGAGAAAGCUCACGCUGGAGCAAAUCAGGAUCUUGUUAGAGGAGGAGAUGAAAAAAUGGGCCCCCAUCAAAUUCCCAGCCUUAAGAGGCAGUGUCAGUGCUCAUCACCUGAUGGAAACAGGCGUCAUUGACAGGGUCCUGUUCGAGAAGGUGUUGGAGGGAUCCGUCACACCGGAGGAAGUCCUGCGCAUGGACUCUGUCAGAAAGUACCUCUAUGGCUCUGGCAGCAUUGGAGGGAUUGUACUGCAGCCAUCGAACCAGAGGAUAAGCAUUUAUGAGGCCAUGAAACAGAACCUCAUGGUGCCAGGAAUAGCCAUGCCGUUGUUGGAGGCCCAGGCUGCCACAGGCUUCAUCAUUGACCCAGUGAACAACCAGAAGCUCUGUGUAAAUGAUGCCAUAAAAGAGGGAAUAAUCGGGCCAGAAGUCCACGAGAAGCUGCAGCAUGCAGAAGGGGCUGUAACAGGCUAUAAAGACCCUUUUACAGGCAAGAAGAUACCUCUCUUCCAGGCUAUGAAGAAGGGCCUGAUCGCCAACGAACAGGCUCUACAGUUAAUGGAGGUGCAGAUGGCUACAGGAGGUAUCAUCGAUCCAACAUGCGGCCACUAUAUUCCCAUAGAAUUUGCCCAGAAACGGGGCUGCCUGGAUGAGGACACAAGCAAGGCCCUUUCCAACCCCAGUGACAGCAACAGAGCCUUCUGCCUCCCAGACAGCAAAGAAACUGUGACCUAUGCUGAGCUAAUUGAGCGCUGCCAGAAGGAUGAGAUCUCUGGCUUCCACUUGCUGCCUCUGCCACAAACAGCUGUCCCUGUUUACAGUGAUGAGCAAAUCCAACAGCUUUUCAAGGAAACCAUGGUGAAGGAAAAAGGAGUCUCCCUCUGGGAACUGAUCCACUCUGGGUAUUUCACUGAGGAGCAGAGGAGUGACUUUGUGGAGAAGUACCGGUCUGAGGAAAUGUCUCUAGAGCAGCUGGUUGCUCUUGUCCUUAAACUCGUUAGAGAAAUGGAAAUGAAAGCCCACACCCACAUCACCUUGGAAGGCUUGCGGGGCAGCGUCCCUGCUGUCUGGCUGCUAGAUGCUGGCAUCGUUACCGAGAAGAUGUUUGAAGAACUGGUUCAGGGCAUAAGGACUCCCGAGGAAGUGUCCGCGAUGGAGAGCGUGAAGAGAUACUUGCAGGGCACAGGCAACAUCGCUGGGGUAUUCAUACAGGCAUCCAAAAAGAAGCUGAGCUUUUACCAUGCCAUGAAAAACAAUCUCCUUCCCCCUGGGGUAGCACUGAGGCUGCUGGAAGCUCAAGCAGCCACGGGAUACUUAACUGACCCAGCAACAAACCAGAAGCUCAGCGUGAAGGACGCUGUCAAAGCCGCUGUUGUUGGUGAAGAGCUCACUGAGAAACUCCUGCUCGCAGAGAGGGCGGUGACUGGCUACAGAGACCCGUACACAGGGAGCUCCAUCUCUGUCUGCCAAGCACUCAGGAAAGAGCUAAUCCCCCUGGGCGAUGCUCUUCGCUUGCUAGAGGCCCAGCUGGCUACAGGAGGGGUCAUCGAUCCCAUCCACCACCACCACCUUCCACUCCAGGCCGCGUACAGAUACGGUUUCUAUGAUGAGGACCUGAACCAAACCCUCUCUCAGCUCAAUGACAGCACCAAAAUCUUUUUUGACCCAAACACAAAGGAGAAUGUGACCUACCAGCAGCUGAAGGAGAGGUGCAUUCCUGAGGCUGAGACAGGCCUCUGGCUCCUACCUCUGUCAGAAAAUGCAGUAUUCUGUGUGGACGAACAAACGAUGGAGGUGCUGAAAUCUGUGACUGUCUGUGUCAACACAGGGCGGUUCAAAGGACAGACAGUGUCAGUCUGGGACCUUCUCAACUCUGAAUACAUCUCAGACUGCAAGAGAAGAGAGCUAGUGCAAAAAUACAAAGCUGAAAAUACUGAAGUGUUGCAUGAAAUAAUAACAAUUGUCACCACAAUCAUCAAAGAGACGGAGACACAAGGCAAGAAAUUUGCAUUUAAGGGCCUGAGAAAAAGCGUAUCUGCCAGCGACCUCUUCCAGUCUCACCUGAUAGACAAAAAAACACUCGAUGAGCUCAACCAGGGGAAGAAAACAGUCAAAGAAGUCACUGAAAUGGACUCCGUCCGCAGGUACCUGGAGGGCAGCAAUUUCAUAGCAGGAGUCCUUAUACAGCCAAGCAAUGAGAAGAUGAGCAUCUACCAGGCCAUGAGGAAGGGCAUCUUGAGGCCAGGGACAGCGCUGGUGUUGCUGGAGGCACAGGCUGCCACUGGCUUCAUCAUUGACCCAGAGAAAAACAGGAAGUUUUCUGUGGAGGAAGCAUUAACUUCAGGUCUAAUUGGAGGAGAGAUUUUUGAAAAGCUGCUCUGUGCAGAAAGAGCUGUGACUGGCUACACAGAUCCAUACACAAAAGCCCCAAUGUCUCUCUUUGAAGCCAUGAACCAAGGGCUAAUUGUGAAGAGCCACGGCAUCCGCCUGCUCGAGGCCCAGAUCGCCACCGGCGGCAUCAUCGACCCCGUGCACAGCCACCGCGUGCCCGUGGAGGUGGCCUACCAGCGCGGCUACUUCAACCAGGAGAUGAACCAGAUCCUCUCCGACCCCACGGACGACACCAAGGGCUUCUUCGACCCCAACACGCACGAGAACCUCACCUACAUGCAGCUUCUGGAGAGAUGUGUCCAAGACUCAGAGACUGGGUUGUACAUGCUCCAAGUUGUACAGGAGGGGGGAAAGUACUUCUACAUCGAUGAGUCAACAAAACAGUUCUUGCACUCAAAGCCUGUCAAAGUGAAAGUCGGAAAGUUUAAGGACCAAACAGUUUCCAUCUGGGAGAUUCUUUGCUCUCAUUACGUCUCUGAGCAGAAAAAAAAAGACUUAGUAAAGCAAUAUAAAUACAAAACCCUAACACUGGAAGACCUUAUAGCCCUCAUCCUCAAAAUAAUCGAGGAUACAGAGCAAAGAACAGAAGCCCUCAAGGUUAAAGGCCUUCGGGAGGAUGUGUCUAUAUCAGAACUGUUUAACUCUGAGAUACUUGACAAGAAAACUCUGGAUCGGCUGCAGGAGGGAAGUCUUACACUCGACAGCCUCACAAAGAUGGACAAUGUCACAAGGUACCUAGAUGGCACAGGAUGCAUCGCUGGCGUUCUGCUCCCAUUGCGGAAAGAGAAGAUGAGCAUCUACCAGGCCCUGAAAAGGGGCCUCCUCACAGAGCAAUGUGCACUGGGGCUGCUGGAGGCACAGGCUGCCACUGGUUUUCUCAUUGACCCACUUAAAAGAAAGAAGCUCUCUGUGGAUGAUGCCAUCUCAUCUGGGCUGGUGGGCAGGGAGUUACAUGAGAAGCUCCUGUUAGCAGAGAGAGCUGUGACGGGAUAUACUGAUCCAAACACAGGAAACAAAAUAUCCCUCUUCCAGGCCAUAAGGGAAAAGAUAACGACGAAGGAGCACGGUAUCCACUUGCUUGAGGCCCAGAUUGCCACUGGUGGCAUCAUUGACCCUGUGCACAGCCACCGUGUUCCUGUAGAAGUGGCCUACCGGAGAGGCUACUUAGAUGAAGACAUAUUUCUGCUAGCUUCUGACCCAGAUCAUGGCAGCAAAGGAUAUAUAGAUCCAAAUACUCAUGAAAAAAUGAGUUACAGUCAGCUCCUGCAGAGAUGUUCCAAAGACAGAGAAACUGGAUUUUACUUGCUGCAAGUCAUGGAAAAAGAAGACGACUAUUUCUACAUCGAUGAGCAAACAAAAAAUAUCCUAUUAUCUACAAUGGUACAAGUGCCUGUUGGAAAAUACAAAGGGCAAACGUUAUCACUGUGGGAACUCCUCUGUUCAGAAUAUAUCACAGAGGAGAAGAGAAAAGAACUGGUGAAAAAAUACAAACAUGACUCCCAUAAUAUUCUACAACAAAUCAUUGAUACAAUACUGAAUAUCAUUAAAGAAAAAGAGGAGGGCCGAAGUGAUGUAUGGUUCCAAGGUAUCAGACAACAAAUAACAGCAUCAGAACUUCUCAGUGCACAAAUAAUCACAAAAGAAACAAUGGAAAAGCUUCAAGAGGGAAAAGAGACAGCACAAGAAAUAGCUCAAAUAGAUAGCGUAAGAAGGUAUCUUGAAGGAACUGGGUGCAUCGCUGGCGUGCUGGUGCCGUCCAAGGCUGACCCUGCCAAGGUGGAGAAGAUGAACAUCUACCAGGCCAUGUGGAAGGGCAUCCUGAGGCCAGGGACAGCACUGGUGCUGCUGGAGGCGCAGGCUGCCACGGGCUUCGUCAUCGACCCGCUCAAGAAUGAGAAGCUCUCGGUGGACCAAGCUGUCUCCUCGGGGCUGGUGGGCAGUGAACUCCAAAGAAAACUAGUCUGUGCAGAGCGCGCCGUGACGGGCUACACCGACCCAUCCACAGGACAAAAGAUCUCCCUCUUCCAGGCCAUGAAGAAGGAGCUCAUCGUCAAGGAGCACGGCAUCCGCCUGCUCGAGGCCCAGAUCGCCACCGGCGGCAUCAUCGACCCCGUGCACAGCCACCGCGUGCCCGUGGAGGUGGCCUACCGGCGCGGCUACUUCGACCGGGAGGUGAGCCAGAUCCUCUCCGACCCCACGGACGACACCAAGGGCUUCUUCGACCCCAACACGCACGAGAACCUCACCUACAUGCAGCUGCUCCGCCGCUGCGUCCCCGACCCGGACACGGGGCUGCUCAUGCUGCAGCUCAUGGACAAGGGCUCGGUGCUCUACCAGCUGACCGAGGACGCCCGGAAAGCCCUGCAGGCCGCCCGCACCACCGUCGGCGUGGGGCUCUUUGAGGGCCAGAGCGUCACCGUCUGGGAGCUCCUCUUCUCUCGCUACGUCCCCGACCACCGGCGGCAGGAGCUCCUCAGGAAGUACAAGGCGGGGACGGUGACCGUCCCGCAGAUGACCGCCAUCCUCACCGCCAUCCUCACCGGCACCGAGGGCCGGGGCCACGGCGCCGCCACGGCCGCCACGGCGCCGCGCCAGGAGGAGCCGUCUCCGCCCGAGAACGGCGAGGCCGCGGGCUCCCAGCGGGAGCGGGAGCGGGAGCUGGAGCAGGCCCUGAGGUCGCGCACCGUCGAGGUCUCCGUGGGCGGCUUCCAAGGCAGGAGGGUCUCGGUGUGGGAGCUCCUCUUCUCCAAGUACGUCUCGGAGGCAAAGCGGCAGGAGCUGCUGGGGAAGCUGCGGGACGGGAGCCUGACGCCGGACGAGGUGGCGAGGCUCAUCGCCGUCCUCAUCGAGGAGGCGGUGGAGAAGAGCCGCAGCGUGAAGUUUGCGGGCUUCCGGAGGCAGGUGAGCGCCUCGGACCUCAUGGACUCGGGAAUCAUCGACGAGGACACGCUGGCCGACCUCCUGGAGGGCUCCAAGACGGUGAAGGAGGUGAGGGAAAUGGACUCUGUCAAGCGCUACCUGGACGGCACGGGCUGCAUCGCCGGCGUGCUGGUGCCGUCCAAGGCUGACCCUGCCAAGGUGGAGAAGAUGAGCAUCUACCAGGCCAUGCGGAAGGGCAUCCUGAGGCAGGGCACGGCCCUGGUGCUGCUGGAGGCGCAGGCUGCCACGGGCUUCGUCAUCGACCCGCUCCAGAACGAGAAGCUCUCGGUGGACCAAGCCGUCUCCUCGGGGCUGGUGGGCAGCGAGCUGCACGAGAAGCUGCUGUCGGCAGAGCGCGCCGUGACGGGCUACACUGACCCCUACACCGGUGAGCAGAUCUCCCUCUUCCAGGCCAUGAAGAAGGAGCUCAUCGUCAAGGAGCACGGCAUCCGCCUGCUCGAGGCCCAGAUCGCCACCGGCGGCAUCAUCGACCCCGUGCACAGCCACCGCGUGCCCGUGGAGGUGGCCUACCGGCGCGGCUACUUCGACCGGGAGGUGAGCCAGAUCCUCUCCGACCCCACGGACGACACCAAGGGCUUCUUCGACCCCAACACGCACGAGAACCUCACCUACAUGCAGCUGCUCCGCCGCUGCGUGCUCGACCCGGACACGGGGCUGCUCAUGCUGCAGCUCAUGGACAAGGGCUCGGUGCUCUACCAGCUGACCGAGGACGCCCGGAAAGCCCUGCAGGCCGCCCGCACCACCGUCGGCGUGGGGCUCUUUGAGGGCCAGAGCGUCACCGUCUGGGAGCUCCUCUUCUCUCGCUACGUCCCCGACCACCGGCGGCAGGAGCUCCUCAGGAAGUACAAGGCGGGGACGGUGACCGUCCCGCAGAUGACCGCCAUCCUCACCGCCAUCAUCACCGGCACCGAGGGCCGGGGCCACGGCGCCGCCACAGCCGCCACGGCGCCGCGCCAGGAGGAGCCGUCUCCGCCCGAGAACGGCGAGGCCGCGGGCUCCCAGCGGGAGCGGGAGCGGGAGCUGGAGCAGGCCCUGAGGUCGCGCACCGUCGAGGUCUCCGUGGGCGGCUUCCAAGGCAGGAGGGUCUCGGUGUGGGAGCUCCUCUUCUCCAAGUACGUCUCGGAGGCAAAGCGGCAGGAGCUGCUGGGGAAGCUGCGGGACGGGAGCCUGACGCCGGACGAGGUGGCGAGGCUCAUCGCCGUCCUCAUCGAGGAGGCGGUGGAGAAGAGCCGCAGCGUGAAGUUUGCGGGCUUCCGGAGGCAGGUGAGCGCCUCGGACCUCAUGGACUCGGGAAUCAUCGAUGAGGACACGCUGGCCGACCUCCUGGAGGGCUCCAAGACGGUGAAGGAGGUGAGGGAAAUGGACUCUGUCAAGCGCUACCUGGACGGCACGGGCUGCAUCGCCGGCGUGCUGGUGCCGUCCAAGGCUGACCCUGCCAAGGUGGAGAAGAUGAGCAUCUACCAGGCCAUGCGGAAGGGCAUCCUGAGGCAGGGCACGGCCCUGGUGCUGCUGGAGGCGCAGGCUGCCACGGGCUUCGUCAUCGACCCGCUCCAGAACGAGAAGCUCUCGGUGGACCAAGCCGUCUCCUCGGGGCUGGUGGGCAGCGAGCUGCACGAGAAGCUGCUGUCGGCAGAGCGCGCCGUGACGGGCUACACCGACCCCUACACCGGUGAGCAGAUCUCCCUCUUCCAGGCCAUGAAGAAGGAGCUCAUCGUCAAGGAGCACGGCAUCCGCCUGCUCGAGGCCCAGAUCGCCACCGGCGGCAUCAUCGACCCCGUGCACAGCCACCGCGUGCCCGUGGAGGUGGCCUACCGGCGCGGCUACUUCGACCGGGAGGUGAGCCAGAUCCUCUCCGACCCCACGGACGACACCAAGGGCUUCUUCGACCCCAACACGCACGAGAACCUCACCUACAUGCAGCUGCUCCGCCGCUGCGUCCCCGACCCGGACACGGGGCUGCUCAUGCUGCAGCUCAUGGACAAGGGCUCGGUGCUCUACCAGCUGACCGAGGACGCCCGGAAAGCCCUGCAGGCCGCCCGCACCACCGUCGGCGUGGGGCUCUUUGAGGGCCAGAGCGUCACCGUCUGGGAGCUCCUCUUCUCUCGCUACGUCCCCGACCACCGGCGGCAGGAGCUCCUCAGGAAGUACAAGGCGGGGACGGUGACCGUCCCGCAGAUGACCGCCAUCCUCACCGCCAUCAUCACCGGCACCGAGGGCCGGGGCCACGGCGCCGCCACGGCCGCCACGGCGCCGCGCCAGGAGGAGCCGUCUCCGCCCGAGAACGGCGAGGCCGCGGGCUCCCAGCGGGAGCGGGAGCGGGAGCUGGAGCAGGCCCUGAGGUCGCGCACCGUCGAGGUCUCCGUGGGCGGCUUCCAAGGCAGGAGGGUCUCGGUGUGGGAGCUCCUCUUCUCCAAGUACGUCUCGGAGGCAAAGCGGCAGGAGCUGCUGGGGAAGCUGCGGGACGGGAGCCUGACGCCGGACGAGGUGGCGAGGCUCAUCGCCGUCCUCAUCGAGGAGGCGGUGGAGAAGAGCCGCAGCGUGAAGUUUGCGGGCUUCCGGAGGCAGGUGAGCGCCUCGGACCUCAUGGACUCGGGAAUCAUCGACGAGGACACGCUGGCCGACCUCCUGGAGGGCUCCAAGACGGUGAAGGAGGUGAGGGAAAUGGACUCUGUCAAGCGCUACCUGGACGGCACGGGCUGCAUCGCCGGCGUGCUGGUGCCGUCCAAGGCUGACCCUGCCAAGGUGGAGAAGAUGAGCAUCUACCAGGCCAUGCGGAAGGGCAUCCUGAGGCAGGGCACGGCCCUGGUGCUGCUGGAGGCGCAGGCUGCCACGGGCUUCGUCAUCGACCCGCUCCAGAACGAGAAGCUCUCGGUGGACCAAGCCGUCUCCUCGGGGCUGGUGGGCAGCGAGCUGCACGAGAAGCUGCUGUCGGCAGAGCGCGCCGUGACGGGCUACACCGACCCCUACACCGGUGAGCAGAUCUCCCUCUUCCAGGCCAUGAAGAAGGAGCUCAUCGUCAAGGAGCACGGCAUCCGCCUGCUCGAGGCCCAGAUCGCCACCGGCGGCAUCAUCGACCCCGUGCACAGCCACCGCGUGCCCGUGGAGGUGGCCUACCGGCGCGGCUACUUCGACCGGGAGGUGAGCCAGAUCCUCUCCGACCCCACGGACGACACCAAGGGCUUCUUCGACCCCAACACGCACGAGAACCUCACCUACAUGCAGCUGCUCCGCCGCUGCGUCCCCGACCCGGACACGGGGCUGCUCAUGCUGCAGCUCAUGGACAAGGGCUCGGUGCUCUACCAGCUGACCGAGGACGCCCGGAAAGCCCUGCAGGCCGCCCGCACCACCGUCGGCGUGGGGCUCUUUGAGGGCCAGAGCGUCACCGUCUGGGAGCUCCUCUUCUCUCGCUACGUCCCCGACCACCGGCGGCAGGAGCUCCUCAGGAAGUACAAGGCGGGGACGGUGACCGUCCCGCAGAUGACCGCCAUCCUCACCGCCAUCAUCACCGGCACCGAGGGCCGGGGCCACGGCGCCGCCACGGCCGCCACGGCGCCGCGCCAGGAGGAGCCGUCUCCGCCCGAGAACGGCGAGGCCGCGGGCUCCCAGCGGGAGCGGGAGCGGGAGCUGGAGCAGGCCCUGAGGUCGCGCACCGUCGAGGUCUCCGUGGGCGGCUUCCAAGGCAGGAGGGUCUCGGUGUGGGAGCUCCUCUUCUCCAAGUACGUCUCGGAGGCAAAGCGGCAGGAGCUGCUGGGGAAGCUGCGGGACGGGAGCCUGACGCCGGACGAGGUGGCGAGGCUCAUCGCCGUCCUCAUCGAGGAGGCGGUGGAGAAGAGCCGCAGCGUGAAGUUUGCGGGCUUCCGGAGGCAGGUGAGCGCCUCGGACCUCAUGGACUCGGGAAUCAUCGACGAGGACACGCUGGCCGACCUCCUGGAGGGCUCCAAGACGGUGAAGGAGGUGAGGGAAAUGGACUCUGUCAAGCGCUACCUGGACGGCACGGGCUGCAUCGCCGGCGUGCUGGUGCCGUCCAAGGCUGACCCUGCCAAGGUGGAGAAGAUGAGCAUCUACCAGGCCAUGCGGAAGGGCAUCCUGAGGCAGGGCACGGCCCUGGUGCUGCUGGAGGCGCAGGCUGCCACGGGCUUCGUCAUCGACCCGCUCCAGAACGAGAAGCUCUCGGUGGACCAAGCCGUCUCCUCGGGGCUGGUGGGCAGCGAGCUGCACGAGAAGCUGCUGUCGGCAGAGCGCGCCGUGACGGGCUACACCGACCCCUACACCGGUGAGCAGAUCUCCCUCUUCCAGGCCAUGAAGAAGGAGCUCAUCGUCAAGGAGCACGGCAUCCGCCUGCUCGAGGCCCAGAUCGCCACCGGCGGCAUCAUCGACCCCGUGCACAGCCACCGCGUGCCCGUGGAGGUGGCCUACCGGCGCGGCUACUUCGACCGGGAGGUGAGCCAGAUCCUCUCCGACCCCACGGAUGACACCAAGGGCUUCUUCGACCCCAACACGCACGAGAACCUCACCUACAUGCAGCUGCUCCGCCGCUGCGUGCUCGACCCGGACUCUGGUCUUUAUUUUCUUAAAAUUUCAAGAGAAAAGUACCUGUGUUUCACCACGUCUUCUGCUUCUCUCCUCGCAGACAAGCACGCUGCCCCCCCGUCGCAGAAGCAUUUCCCAGAGACAACGCGGAGCAGGAGUGGAUACCCGCAGAACAGGAUGGACAACAUGGGAAGUGACAUGGCUGCAAACGGACACAAGGAGCUGGGUUGGGGCGGGGGUUACUUCAUAGCUGGAGUCUUCGUCCAGGCCAGGAAUAAGAAGAUGAGCAUCUAUGAUGCCACGAUGAGGGGGAUCCUGAUGCCGGGCACGGCCCUGGUGCUGCUGGAGGCACAGGCUGCUUCAGGCUGCCUCACCGACCCGGUGAGCAACAAGAAGCUGACGGUGAAGGAGGCACUGACCGCUGGACUCAUAGGCAGAGAUUUUUACGAGAAGCUGCUGUCGGCAGAGCGAGCCGUGACAGGGUACACAGAGCCGUAUACGGGACACAGGGUCUCCCUCUUCCAGGCCAUGAAGAAAGAGUUCAUCGUGAAGGAGCAUGCUAUCCGUCUGCUCGAGGCCCAGAUCGCCACCGGCGGCAUCAUCGACCCCGUGCACGGUCACCGCAUCCCCGUGGACGUGGCCUACCAGCGGGGCUACUUCGACCAGGAGAUGUGCCAGUUCCUUUCCAACCCCAAGAAUCAAACAAGAAGUUGCUUCGACCCCAACACGCACGAGAACCUCACCUACACGCAGCUGCUCCGCCGCUGCGUCCCCGACCCGGACACGGGGCUGCUCAUGCUGCACGUGAUGGACAAGGGCUCGGUGCUCUACCAGCUGACCGAGGACGCCCGGAAAGCCCUGCAGGCCGCCCGCACCACCGUCGGCGUGGGGCUCUUUGAGGGCCAGAGCGUCACCGUCUGGGAGCUCCUCUUCUCUCGCUACGUCCCCGACCACCGGCGGCAGGAGCUCCUCAGGAAGUACAAGGCGGGGACGGUGACCGUCCCGCAGAUGACCGCCAUCCUCACCGCCAUCAUCACCGGGGCAGAAAUGGAAAACAGGGAUCUGAGCUCAUCCACGGCAACACCCAGCAACAAGGCGGCAGAAUCACAGCUGGCUCAGGACACACACGCCCAGGAGCAGCGCUUGAGAAAGUCCUUAAAGUCUGCAGUCGUCUACGUAACUGCUGGUGAGUUCAAGGGGAAAAACAUCUCCUUGUUGGACCUGCUCUUUUCCACAUCCGUCCCCCAAGGGAAGCGGCAGGAGCUGCUGGAGCUGUACAGGGCAGGGAUACUGACGACCGAGCAGGUGGUUGCUGUGGUCACCGCCAUCAUAAACAAAGCAGAAGCAGCAAAUACUGCACUCGUGGCCAACGCCAGAAGUCCACACAGGGAGGCGAUAAGGGCAGAGGACAACGGAGAUGCCUUUUCAACAGAGGAUGCAGAACUAGAUAACGUCUUAAAGUCUGCCACCAUCGAUGUGCCGGCUGGUGAGUUCCAGGGGCGGCGGGUCUCCGUGUGGGACCUGCUCCACUCCAAGUACAUCCCCGAGGAGAAAAGGCAGGAGCUUCUGGAGCUGUACCGGGACAGGGUAUUAACCCUGCAGCAGAUGAUAACUGUUGUCACCACUGUCAUUAAAAAAAAAGAAUCUACAAACAGGAAAUUUCUGUUUGCUGUCAACACUUCCAGCAAGGACGCAGGCACAGCAGCAGGAGACAAGGAUGCCCAUUCCUCCCAAGAGGAACCAUGGGAAACGGCCCUGAAAUCCACAGCCAUCGACAUGGAGGUCGGGGAGUUUCGGGGCCACAGGGUCUCCGUGUGGGACCUGCUCCACUCCAAGUUCAUCCCCGAGGAGAACAGAAAGGAGCUGCUGGAGCUGUACCAGGGAGGAGUGCUGACCCUCGAGCAGGUGAAAACCGUCGUCAGCACUAUCGUGAGCAAGGCAGAAGCAGCAAGAGCAGAGCAGUCGGCUGACGUGAGCGGUGCAAAGGCAGAGAGGACCAUCGCAGGAGCUGAGGACGCCCGUCUGCAGGAGGACAGGACCUGGGAGGAGACGCUGAGGUCGACCACAGUUGAAACAGCAGCGGACGAGUUCCAGGGGCAGCAGGUCUCCGUGUGGGACCUGCUCCACUCCAAGUACAUCCCCGAGGAGAAAAGGCAGGAGCUUCUGGGGCUGUACUGUGCCGGGACACUGGCCUUGGAGCGGUUAAUGGUUGUUGUCACUACCCUCAUUAAAAAAAAUGAAUCCACAAGCAGGAAGUUUCUAGUUGCUGUCAACACUUCCAGCAAGGACGCAGGCACAGCAGCAGGAGACAAGGAUGCCCAUUCCUCCAAAGAGGAACCAUGGGAAACAGCCCUGAAAUCCACAGCCGUCGACAUGGAGGUCGGGGAGUUUCGGGGCCACAGGGUCUCCGUGUGGGACCUGCUCCACUCCAAGUUCAUCCCCGAGGAGAACAGAAAGGAGCUGCUGGAGCUGUACCAGGGAGGAGUGCUGACCCUCGAGCAGGUGAAAACCGUCGUCAGCACUAUCGUGAGCAAGGCAGAAGCAGCAAGAGCAGAGCAGUCGGCUCACGUGAGCGGUGCAGAGGCAGAGAGGACCAUCGCAGGAGCUGAGGACACCCAUCUGCAGGAGGACAGGACCUGGGAAGAGACGCUGAGGUCGACCACAGUUGAAACAGCAGCGGACGAGUUCCAGGGGCAGCAGGUCUCCGUGUGGGACCUGCUCCACUCCAGGUCCAUCCCCGAGGAGAAAAGGCAGGAGCUUCUGGGGCUGUACCGUGCCGGGACACUGGCCUUGGAGCGGUUAAUGGUUGUUGUCACUACCCUCAUUAAAAAAAAUGAAUCCACAAGCAGGAAGUUUCUGUUUGCUGUCAACACUUCCAGCAAGGACGCAGGCACAGCAGCAGGAGACAAGGAUGCCCAUUCCUCCAAAGAGGAACCAUGGGAAACGGCCCUGAAAUCCACAGCCGUCGACAUGGAGGUCGGGGAGUUUCGGGGCCACAGGGUCUCCGUGUGGGACCUGCUCCACUCCAAGUACAUCCCCGAGGAGAACAGAAAGGAGCUGCUGGAGCUGUACCAGGGAGGAGUGCUGACCCUCGAGCAGGUGAAAACCGUCGUCAGCACUAUCGUGAGCAAGGCAGAAGCAGCAAGAGCAGAGCAGUCGGCUGACGUGAGCGGUGCAGAGGCAGAGAGGACCAUCGCAGGAGCUGAGGACGCCCGUCUGCAGGAGGACAGGACCUGGGAGGAGACGCUGAGGUCGACCACAGUUGAAACAGCAGCGGAGGAGUUCCAGGGGCAGCAGGUCUCCGUGUGGGACCUGCUCCACUCCAGGUCCAUCCCCGAGGAGAAAAGGCAGGAGCUUCUGGGGCUGUACCGUGCCGGGACACUCCCCAUGCAGGAGCUGCUCAGCGCCAUCCGCACCACGGCUACGCGCAGCCAAGAAAACCCUCCCGCUCCCCUCGCCCAGCCGAUAGCGGAUCUCCUCCAGGCCGACGGCUCCUACAUCACUCUGGGCCCGUCCCAGGAGCGCAGGGUGUCCGUGCGGGAACUCCUCGCCCGCCACCAGGUCUCCGCGUACAAACGGGAGGCCCGCCUGGAUGUUUACGGCACGGGGGGGCUGACCGUGAACAGGAUCACCAUCACCACCACCGUCACCACGGGCCCGCAGGGUCACCCCCACCGCCAGCAGCACUAGCACCGCGCGCCCCAGCCGGGGGGGUCUGCCCCGCGGGCGGGACACGGCGCGGGCACUCGCAAAGGCGUUUGCUCUCCGCGACACGAGAAUCACGGGCAGGAAAGAGCGCUGACGACCGCGCGCAGCACGGGGCAGUCGCCCCGGCAGGACCCCUCGCCAUGCGGACCAGCACUUCCCGGGGGUCGCGGCCCGAUGAGGCGUCCCCGGGGUGGCUCCCGGGGGGGGCCAGGAGGGCUCACCGCUGCGGAGGGGUCGGAGAGGCCACCCAAGGCAGGUCCGCGGCAGCAAGAGCCCCGGGGACGGACGACCGCUGCACAAGCGUCCGGGGUGCCAGCAAGGGCAGCGGACACGGUGCAGCACGGUGCACAGGGACGCUCGGACCUCUCCCGUGCCGUGGCUGUGCCGUGGGUCCGGCGGGAGCGUGGCACGGCGCACGGGGACCUGACGCCCGCGAGGACGCGCGGUGUGGGACGUCCAUGGGG
Dromaius novaehollandiae (emu) is the source of this 16819-nucleotide messenger RNA. RefSeq names its product epiplakin 1 (gene EPPK1). Bases 168 to 16337 code for a protein of 5389 amino acids. Gene Ontology annotation, molecular function: keratin filament binding; structural molecule activity. Gene Ontology annotation, cellular component: keratin filament; membrane; cytoskeleton. Lineage: Eukaryota; Metazoa; Chordata; Aves; Casuariiformes; Dromaiidae. Gene Ontology annotation, biological process: intermediate filament bundle assembly; wound healing. The transcript is spliced from 3 exons. The record is from RefSeq and is a predicted model, not a curated record.